This is a messenger RNA of Cercocebus atys (sooty mangabey), 3981 nucleotides long. Its product is annotated as leucine-rich repeat-containing protein 51. The transcript is spliced from 7 exons. Gene Ontology annotation, biological process: dopamine metabolic process; catecholamine catabolic process; developmental process. Lineage: Eukaryota; Metazoa; Chordata; Mammalia; Primates; Cercopithecidae. Gene Ontology annotation, molecular function: catechol O-methyltransferase activity; protein binding. The record is from RefSeq and is a predicted model, not a curated record. Bases 1699 to 2994 code for a protein of 431 amino acids.
GUGGCACAAUUAUAGCUCACUGCAACCUCCAACUCCUAGGCUCAAGCAAUCCAACUGCCUCAGCCUCCUGAGUAAGAAAUUCCACUUUAAGGUUGUUUGCCAAUUUCAUUGUCUCUGCAAACUAAUUUAUCCUUUGAAUCCAAUGAUGAGAACUGCAAUCCCAAGGUUUCUCUUUUUGCUUUGGCUGCCAGGAAUUUCACAGCUAAAUGUAGGCUUAGAUUCUUAAAGUGCCUGGCACAUCUCUCUCUUCCUGUAAUCUAGUUUCUGAUCUUUCUCUUCCAUUUUUAACUUUCUAAUCUGCGCUGUCCAGUAUGGUAGCCACUAGUCAUGUACAUUUGACAGGUAGGCUGGUCCAAAUUGGGAUGUGCUGUAAGUGUAAAAUAUCUCAGAAGGUUUUAAUAUUGAUUACAUAUUGAAUGAUUUUUUGAUAUACUGGGUAAAAUAAAGUUAAUAAAAUUAACUUUACCACUUCAUUUUACUUAUUUUGGCUACUAGAAAAUUUUAAAUUAUAUAUGUGGCUUGCAUUUGUGACAUUAUAUUUCUAGUGGACAGCACUAUUCUGCAAAUCAUCUGUUUCAUGACUGUGUUAUUAUUGUAAACCUGAAAUCCUUUUGGAAAGCAGGUGAAGUAAUACAAACAAUAAUACAAAGGUGGCAGCAGUGGAUGGAAUGAGAAAGGGGUGGUCGACUGGGACAAGUUCUUGUCCUAUAUCCUUAUCAAUUUGUCUUUUGCUUGUGUGAUUCACACACAAACCCCUUGUUAAAGUGUGUUGUCAGCUCUCUUUAUCCCAGGUGAGUAGUAUUCUCAUGGUUCUCCCUUGUCUCCAAAAAAACCUCAGCUUUACUUUAGCUAACAAAUUGGAAACCAUCUGAUAAGACAAUUCACACCACAUUGCAAGUGACUGAUAACAACAUUGUGUUCAUCCCUCUCAGGGAGUAUUUCCAUUUUAACCGGAAACAAUCCCUGAACCCACAGGAAUGAAUCCCUAAUGGUGGAGUUUCAGGCAUCAGUGACAGGUGAGAGGUAGACUCUGGUUUUUUGUGUGUGUAUGUUUAUAUGUGUAUGGCUACAUUCAGGAUAGGGCUGAAAGUAGGGUCUUUGGAUGGAAAGGUAAUGGAGCUGACACAGAAGCCAAGUGGAGAAGGUGGCAAAUCCCCAGCUGGGCCAGACUGAGAGGGGCAGUCAGACACCAAUCAGAUGUGGUGCAGGCCCUCAGGGAUUUGUUAAGCAAUAGAAUAGCCCAGUUGAUGUCACCAGAGGGUGGAUAUCAAGACAGUCUCCAUGGUAGCUACUGUAGAGUAACAGAAAGGGUCUCAGAGUCAGGAGAUUAUGACUGCAGUCUACAACUGACUCAUUGGCUUAACUCUGGGCAAGUCCUUUUACCCCUUGGGUUUCAGUUUCUUCAUCUGGCAUUUUCCAGACAAAGAAAUGGGUGUUACAACUCUCAAAUGAGUUCUAAGAGAUGUGAAGGUGCUCUGAGAAGUAGAAAAUGCUCUAUACAUGCAAGGAAUCGUGAUUCGUAUCUUAAAAUGGAAAUACAGCCAGGCAGACCUAGAGUAGUAGAGGAUAGAAAGCAGGGAUGGAAGACUAUGGGGAAACCUGAAGGCCGGUGUACUUGCAACACCUUUCUCUGUCCUCCCAGGCUGAACCCGGACUCCCAGGGCACCUGCUUUCACCUGAUGAAUGAUGGCCUGAACUAUGAACAAACGGGACUAUAUGAACACUUCGGUACAGGAGCCCCCUCUUGACUACUCCUUCAGAAGCAUCCACGUCAUUCAAGACCUGGUAAAUGAGGAGCCAAGGACAGGACUACGACCACUGAAGCGUUCAAAGUCAGGGAAAUCACUGACCCAGUCCCUGUGGCUGAAUAACAAUGUUCUCAAUGACCUGCGAGACUUCAACCAGGUGGCUUCACAGCUGUUGGAGCACCCAGAGAACCUGGCCUGGAUCGACUUGUCGUUUAAUGACCUGACUUCCAUUGACCCUGUCCUAACAACUUUUUUCAACCUGAGUGUCCUCUAUCUUCACGGCAACAGCAUCCAGCACCUGGGGGAGGUGAAUAAGCUGGCUGUCCUUCCUCGGCUCCGGAGCCUGACACUCCAUGGGAACCCCAUGGAGGAAGAGAAAGGGUAUAGCAGGCCCUGGACUCCCUCAACCUGUCCUGUGCUCUGGUCUUGCCUAAGCAGGAGCCUCCAGCCCAGGACCCAGGUAGGGACCAUGUCCCCUGCCAUUGCAUUGGCCUUCCUGCCACUGGUGGUAACAUUGCUGGUGCGGUACCGGCACUACUUCCGAUUGCUGGUGGGCACAGUCUUGCUGCGAAGCCUCCGAGACUGCCUGUCAGGGCUGCGGAUCGAGGAGCGGGCCUUCAGCUACGUGCUCACCCAUGCCCUGCCCGGUGACCCCGGUCACAUCCUCACCACCCUGGACCACUGGAGCAGCCACUGCGAGUACUUGAGCCAUAUGGGGCCUGUCAAAGGUCAGAUCCUGAUGCGGCUGGUGGAGGAGAAGGCCCCUGCCUGUGUGCUGGAAUUGGGAACGUACUGUGGAUACUCUACCCUGCUUAUUGCCCAAGCCCUGCCCCCUGGGGGUCGCCUUCUUACUGUGGAGCGGGACCCACGCACAGCAGCAGUGGCUGAAAAACUCAUCCGCCUGGCCGGCUUUGAUGAGCACAUGGUGGAGCUCAUCGUGGGCAGCUCAGAGGAGGUGAUCCCGUGCCUACGCACCCAGUAUCAGCUGAGUCGGGCAGACCUGGUGCUCCUGAUACACCGGCCACGAUGUUACCUGAGGGACCUGCAGCUGCUGGAGGCCCAUGCCCUACUGCCAGCAGGUGGCACUGUGCUGGCUGACCAUGUGCUCUUCCCUGGUGCACCCCGCUUCUUGCAGUAUGCUAAGAGCUGUGGCCGCUACCGUUGCCGCCUCUACCACACUGGCCUUCCAGACUUCCCUGCUAUCAAGGAUGGCAUAGCUCAGCUCACCUAUGCUGGACCAGGCUGAGGUCCAGGUCCAGGGGUACUUACUGAUGCCCACACCCACCCCCACCCCCACCCAAGCAGGGACCUCAGAAUCUGCUCCCUUUCCUGUUUGGGGCCUUGACACAUGCUGGGCUCAGGGCUAGGGAGUCUCUCUUCCCACCUCUGACCCCUUUCAGCCUCUACACUGACCUCAAGUGUCAAGUUCUAUCAGGCUGCUUGGUCUCACUAGGCCCCCUCUUUCCAGGGAGAACCAUGGACUGACAGCAUUCUUGCUGAGCUCCUGACCCAUCUCUGUCACUGAUUUGCUGAGUGACUCCAAGGGAAUCCCUGCCUUGCUCUGAGAUUUAAUCUUCUCUCUUAACAUGAAGGAAGCUGGAUGGGAGAGCUCCAGGGACCUCCCAGUUCUCGGCCUCAGAAAGCCUCCCAUCCUCAGCCCAUGCCAUUCAGGGUGGGAUCAGAGGAAGUGGCAGACAGUGAGUUAGAGGCCCUGCAGGAAUAGCUGGAUGCAAGCUGGGCCAGAGAAAAUGGCACAGAACCCUGGACCCAGGGCCAGGCAUGCCCUGGCCUUCCCUAACCCUGGCCCACUUAGCCAAUUAGGUGUGGCUGAUGUCCCUUGAGUGCCCUCUCCCCAAAGCCCAAAAGAAGAUGCUGGACUCCUCUGGGCCCCACCAACAAAGAGGGAAUAGACAUGGGGGGAAAAUCACUCCUUUGUCUUUAUUAAAGAAACUUAGAAAGAGACCAGACCUGCCAAUCAAGGGGUGAGGUACUGGCCAGGAAGGUGGAGUGGGGCUCAGGCCCUGGGGAUUUCAAGUGCAGAUCGAUGGCCUGGGAGGGGCCAAGGAGACCAGAUCCUGGCAGCAGCUGAGGAGGUGCCCAAGGGCACUUUCAGGCACUGGGGCCAUCAGCUGGUUCUGUGGGCAGGGGUUGGGGGUUGGGAUGCAGGGUAGUUUGGGCUGGCCUGGAAUCUCUCUGAGGCCACCCUGCCUUGUCUACCUAGAUCAUCCACUGG